AUGGAUUUCGCCCCGUUUGGUGUUAACCCUCCUCACACUCACCCAAGGGCUAGUGAAGUCGUCCUGGUUUUGAAAGGUCGACUUGAAAUUGGGUUUGUUAUUUCCAACCCCGAAAAUCGUCUUAUCACAAAAGUGAUUGGUAAGGGUGAUGUGUUCGUGGUUCCAUUCGGUCUUAUCCGCUUCCAACGCAAUAUAAAAAAUGGUACCGUUGUUCUCUUUGUUGCUUUCAAUUGCCAGAACCCAGGUUUAAUUAUUACUGCGAAUUCAGUGUUUGAUUCAAAGCCGGAUAUUUCCAAUGAUGCUCUCCAGAAUGCUUUCCAAGUUGAUCAAAAUUUGAUUAGUCAACUCCAGACUAAGUUUUAG
Ilex paraguariensis (yerba mate) is the source of this 363-nucleotide messenger RNA. The record is from the annotation of a GenBank genome assembly. NCBI's taxonomy places the organism in Eukaryota, Viridiplantae, Streptophyta, Magnoliopsida, Aquifoliales, Aquifoliaceae.